AUGAGCCCAAAUACGUUGGCUCCUAAUGACAUCCUCACGGAUGACAAUUACUUCAUGUGGGAAUUUAAUGCACGCAUGACACUCGCGCGCAAGGAUCUUUUGGAUCACGUUUUGAUUAAGCCAGAGCCGGCAGUGCUGCGGGAGAAUCCCGGAUGGAAAGUCGCCGAUAUGAAGGCUCUGGCUGUACUGGUGAAGCUACUCUCUCCAACCUAUCAGUGCAUGGUUCGGGAAUGUGAGUCUGCGUUUGAAGCUUGGGAGGUUCUGAAGACGUUCUUUGCGAAGAAAAAUCUUCACAACCGAGUGCAACUUCGGAAAGAAUUACAUGAAUUUGUGAUGGAGACUGGUGCGAGUCUUAUGGACCAUCUACUAAAAUUUGAUGAGCUGUGUCUCAAGCUCGGAGCUGCCGGUGACAGCAUGGAUGAUGAUGAAAAGAUAGUUUUGCUUUUGGGAAGUUUAUCAUCCGAAUAUGAUGAUAUGGUGCGCAUCAUUGAGGCGCACAGCAACGUGACGCUGUUAGACGCAAAAGAGAUGCUCCGCCGGGAGUAUGACACUCUUCAGAAGCGAGACAAGAAGGAAACCGCUUUUAAGGCACACGCUCAACGUAAUGAACCUCGACGCUUUCAAAGUAACCGAGGACACCGUGGUCAAGAAGAAAAUCGAGAUCGCUACCAAACUUCGAGGAAAGGAAAAGCUUAUGCGAACAAGAAACUUGUGUCUGUAGCAGCGUUGACGGCCCGAGGCGUGCUUGUUCAGUUCAAGCGUGAUCAAGCAGUUUUGAUAAGUGACGACGUGACUGUAGCAGUAAUUAAACGAGUGGGAAAGCUGUUUGCGUGGAAUGUAAAACAACAUAUCACGUUAGAGGCACACAAGGCUGAGAGCAGUGGUGCGAUAAAUGACACUAGUGGACUGUGGCAUGCUCGCCUCGGUCAUGUGUCUACGAAAAAGAUUAUGCAAGCGAUGAAGUCUUGCGAUGCCCGUUCAGUCAUACUUCAGGAAGUGAAGUUAAAACAAGUCGACCACUUGAGGUUAUACACACCGAUCUUAUGGGACCUAUGA
Molecule: messenger RNA, 1056 nt
Organism: Peronospora farinosa
Lineage: Eukaryota; Oomycota; Peronosporomycetes; Peronosporales; Peronosporaceae
Source: the annotation of a GenBank genome assembly